GGAGGAGGUGGUGUUGGGCCCACCUCCAGGGGCUGCUCUGGAGGGGGGAGAUUAACCCCCCCUCCCAGGUUCCAGACCCUUUUUAGGGCGGUCUGUGUUGACCACCCCCAUGCUGCCACAGGCUGGAGCGGCCUUGGGGACUCUGCGCACAGCCUGUGUGCUAAUUGAGCCAUGUCUGGGGUCACCUCUGGGCUCCAGCCGACUGUUCCCCCUCUCUGUGCCUCUCUCCUCUUUUCAAUUGCACAGUCUCCCUGCCGCCCUCCCUGCUGGGCCGGGCCUCCCUGCAAGCCUCGUGGCCCCCGCUCGGUGCGGGCCUGCUGCUGCUGCUGCUGCUGCUGCUGCACAGCCCGCCCAGCCUCGGACCGCGCCGGCCUCCAGAAGUGAUAGCUAAUUGGGGAGAGAAAGAGCCCGAUUGUCUGCGGCAGCCGGAAAGGCCCGGAGGAGGCGGCCGCUUCGCCCUGCAGCUGCCGCCUCCGGAGAUGUUUGGGGAUUACGUCAGCCUGGCGGGCAGGGGCCGAGGGGACAGCGCGGGAGGCGGGCUCCCGCAGGCCUCCCGCCGCCAGGGCCUCUGACAAUGCUGCCAUUGUCGGUGCACGGAGUGCUUAGCUCCCCAUGAAUGGUGCACGGGCCUCUUGACCAAGGAGGCCGCCUGUAGCCCCAACUGUCCCCUCACAGGCAGGGAGGCCCUGUGCGGUGGGAAGGGCUGGUUGUGGACUGCACGGGUCUGUCCCUCAGAAGGGGCCACCGGCAGGCAGGCAGGCGAACUGGGCUCAGGCCCCAGAGAGGUGGCUGCUGCUCCACCCCGUGUGGUGGCCUCCCUUCUCAGCAUGGCCUCCUGGCUUGGGGAUGCUGCUGGACCUGACCCACUCAUGGUGCUCCUGGUGGUCAUCCUCCUGGUGCGCUUCCUCCUGUGGUCCUGUCUGGGGACCUAUAUGGACUACAGGCUGGCCCGGCCUCAUCCUGGCAAACCCAAGGAAGAGUAAGCCAGGAGACCAACCCAGGAGGUUUUCGUACUGUGACCAUAUCAUCCCCCUGUGGGUGGGCCACCCACCUAUCCAUUGAGUGACACAGACGCCUUCAUGCAGGACACCUUUACCCCUGCUCCCCUUUCCACUGCUGCUCUCAUGAGUCCUUUAGCUUGGGUUAACCUCCGAGCCAGCUCUUUACCAGCCAGGCAGGUAUACAAUCCUGAUGUCCUAUGCACUGUGCAAAACCAGAAUGCAGAAGAAAAGACAGUUCAGAACCUGCUUAGACUGGUGCGGACUGUCCCCAUAGGAGGGUGUCUGCCCACGUGGGCUGUCAAAGCAGCCCUUACCACCAGUUUCUGGUCCCCCCCCCCAGCAGUGUGUGCCCCAGGAAAUGUCGUCUUUCCCUACUGCUAAUUUUUAUCGGAGGCUGGGGUGAACCAGGAUUGUGGCAGGGAGGCCCCAGGGACAACCAUGACCAUUUCCCCCAAGGCCAGUGCUGUCAGGAACCUCUGCUGUCCUAACCAGUCACUGGAUGCAGGCAGAGACCUGCCUCAGUUUCCCAGAGCAGACCUCAGGGACGUGUUUCAAACGGUCUCAUGAGAUGGAAUUCAAGCCCAGAUUGUCCUUGGCCCUGAGACAACUCCUCACCGGUCGGGUCCUCAGUUUCCCACCUUGGUUUGUCACAAGAAUGAACCCAUGGGGUUGGUGAUGCAGCUUUCAUGGGGCUGUGUCGCUUGUAAAACUCCCAGUCCCUGACUCUGGGAAGCCCAGAUAGCAUUGGAUAGGAGAGUUCACAGUUCGCACACAUGUGAAUACAUGCAUCACCUGUGUGUGAGACCCAACGCUGUGAGAAGACAGCAGGAGCUGGGGAUCUGCCAACCUUAGGCGACCCCCCAGCUCAGUGGUGGCAGUCAGUACUCCUCUGUGCUCUCCUUGAGCCAGACCGUGCAGCAAGAUGUCUGUGCUUGGUUCUCGAGGCGGCUGUGUGGCAGUUCUGCGACUUGGACUGACUUCUGUUUCGCCCUCUUUAGCACAGGUUUAGGGCUUCAUGGCUGCAAGAAGGCUGCAGCUACUCCAGGCAUUUUACAUGACUUCCCUGUGCAAGGAGGCAGUACAAUAGAGAUGGAAAGCGGUGCCCUCAAGAGUCCCGAGUUUUGCAUUUCAUAAUCCAGAAUGAUGUUGUAGUGUCCCAGCCUCCUGAUUGGUGCUGCGAUAAAUACCAGGACAAAGGCAACUUAAGGGCUUGACUCACGGUUCCAGAUCAGUUCAUCGUGGCUGAGAAGUCACUGGAGGAACGUGAGGCAGCCACCCCCAUUAUGUCUGAAGCUGGAAGGAGGAAAAUCAGCACGUGACCCUCUUGGCCUCUGCCACUGGCCUGAGCCACUCAAUUCAUUUAUGGCCUUUUGGGGGACUGGUUUGGGUACUUGGGUGUCCCUGUGGCCCCCUUGGGCACAGGCUUUGUCUUUAUCUGAACGUUAGCAUGGCAGAGACGUCAAAAGCUGGCACCUUCCUUGACUUACCAUGGUUUCUUGGGGCUCCUCAAAAAUGUCUCAGUGAGCUGGGUGUUGUGGCAUAUGCUUGUGAGGGAAAGGCAGGAAGAUCAGAAACUCAAGGUCAUCCUCAGCUACAUAGUGAGUUCAGGCUAGCCUGGGCUAUAU
Peromyscus leucopus (white-footed mouse) is the source of this 2626-nucleotide messenger RNA. RefSeq names its product small integral membrane protein 38 (gene Smim38). The record is from RefSeq and is a predicted model, not a curated record. Lineage: Eukaryota; Metazoa; Chordata; Mammalia; Rodentia; Cricetidae.